AUGGAGGGCAACAAGGACGACGCGGCCAAGUGCCUGCGCAUCGGCAAGGGCGCGCUCGACGCCGGCGACCGCGCGCGCGCCAUCAAGUUCCUGUCCAAGGCAAAGCGCCUCGACCCCUCGCUGCCCAUCGACGACCUCCUCACCUCCCUUCUCAAUCCCCAAGAUGACUCCUCGGCUUCCUCGUCAUCAUCUCAGCCGCCGCCUCCACCACCGGAAACUGCUGCAGCAGGGGCAUCGGAGGCAGAUGAGGCUGAUGGUCUGAGAGAGAGGAAGCACAAGGGCAAGAAGAGGGAGGAGGAGGAGGAGGCGACUCCUGCUGCCAGGGAGUACACGGCAGAGCAGCUCGAGGUCGUGCGCCAGGUCAAGAAGCACACCAGGGACUACUACCAGAUCCUCGGCCUGGAAAAGGACUGCAGUGUCGAGGACGUGCGCAAGGCCUACCGGAAGCUCUCCCUCAAGGUGCACCCCGACAAGAACAAGGCUCCUGGUGCAGAGGACGCCUUCAAGGCCAUCUCCAAGGCCUUCCAGUGCCUGAGCGAUGCCGAGAGCCGCAAGCGUUAUGACCUUGUUGGCUCAGAUGAGCCAGUAACGCACCACAGGAGGGCCUCCACUGCCCGUGCAUACAAUGGGUUCUACGAGGAUGACUUUGACCCAGAUGAGAUAUUCAGAAACUUCUUCUUUGGUGGUAUGGCGCCUGCGACCACCAGGCAGUUUGGACAGUUUGGAACCUUCCAUUUCAGGACUGGUGGGAUGCAUGCCCAUGCCGCACAAAAUUCUGGUGGCUCAACUGUCAGGAUGCUUAUUCAGCUGUUGCCAGUCCUACUGCUGCUGUUGCUCAACUUCCUGCCAUCCUCUGAGCCUGUCUACUCGCUGUCCCGUUCCUACCCUUAUGAGCAUAAGUUCCAAACCCCACGUGGAGUUGCAUACUAUGUCAAGAUGUCUAAUUUUGAGGAGCAGUAUCCACACCAAAGCACUGAGCGAGCGACGCUGGAGCGGCAUGUUGAGAGGGAUUAUUACUCCAUAAUAACGCAGAAUUGCAGGGUCGAGCUGCAGCGUCGCCAAUGGGGGCUGUCAUACCAGACACCACAUUGUGAUAUGCUUCAAAAGUUUGAGGCUGCAGCACAAUAA
This is a messenger RNA of Miscanthus lutarioriparius, 1128 nucleotides long. NCBI's taxonomy places the organism in Eukaryota, Viridiplantae, Streptophyta, Magnoliopsida, Poales, Poaceae. The record is from the annotation of a GenBank genome assembly.